Messenger RNA from Wickerhamiella sorbophila, 1434 nucleotides. Its product is annotated as NADH-ubiquinone oxidoreductase subunit, mitochondrial. The record is from RefSeq and is a predicted model, not a curated record. Gene Ontology annotation, biological process: mitochondrial electron transport, NADH to ubiquinone. Lineage: Eukaryota; Fungi; Ascomycota; Dipodascomycetes; Dipodascales; Trichomonascaceae. Bases 1 to 1434 code for a protein of 477 amino acids. The transcript has a single exon. Gene Ontology annotation, molecular function: NAD binding; quinone binding; NADH dehydrogenase (ubiquinone) activity.
AUGUUCUUAAUCACCAAUUCUUUACACACUGGCAACAUGCUGAGAUGCUCGUGGAGAACGGUUCAGCAGCAGCUUCGGAUGCGCCAGACGGUCGUGUUCAGUGCUCGUAUGCUUCACCAGCAAAAACAGACCGGUCCGUCGGACUUCCGCGCCCAGGUCGUGCCUGAAAUGGGCUCACCUAUUGGCCAGCCCCGGGACGAAGAGUUCGGCCGCACCACUGUUGUUGAAGACCUAGAGAUCACACAGCCCAAGGCCAAGGGCGAGAACAAGCUGCGUCACUUUACUGUCAACUUUGGUCCCCAGCAUCCCGCUGCGCACGGUGUGCUGCGCUUGAUUCUCGAGCUUAAUGGCGAGGAGAUCGUUCGUGCCGACCCCCAUAUUGGUUUGCUGCACCGCGGCACCGAAAAGCUCUGUGAGUACAAGACCUAUAACCAGGCUCUGCCCUACUUUGAUCGGUUGGACUACUGUUCGAUGAUGUGCAACGAGCAGGUGUUCUCGCUUGCCGUCGAGAAGCUGCUCAACAUCGAGGUGCCUCUCCGCGCCCAGUACAUCCGUACUCUGUUUGGUGAGCUCACCCGUAUUUCAAACCACCUCAUGUCGGUUACCUCCCACGCCAUGGAUUGCGGUGCCCUCACCCCUUUCCUGUGGAUGAUGGAGGAGCGUGAAAAAAUCAUGGAGUUCUACGAGCGUGUCUCCGGUGCUCGUAUGCAUGCUGCGUAUGUGCGCCCCGGCGGUGUUGCGCACGAUAUCCCCACUGGGUUGCUGGACGAUAUUUAUAUGUGGGCCACGCAGUUCGGUGACCGCGUCGACGAGGUCGAGGAGCUGCUCACCGAGAACCGCAUGUGGAAGCUUCGUACAAUCGACAUUGGCACCAUUUCCGCCGAAGAUGCUAUGAACUACUCUCUCACCGGUGUAAUGCUGCGUGGCUCCGGUAUCCCCUACGAUAUCCGUAAGAGCCAGCCUUACGACGCCUACGACAAGGUUGACUUUGACAUUGCUGUCGGCACUCGUGGUGAUUGUUACGACCGUUAUCUCAUCCGUAUGACCGAGUUCCGCCAGUCUUUGCGCAUCAUCGAGCAGUGCUGCAACCAGAUGCCCACUGGCCCCUAUAAAGUAGAGGAUUGGAAGAUUGUUCCUCCUCCUCGGUCGGAGAUGAAGGAGGACAUGGAGUCCCUCAUCCACCACUUCUUGUUCUACACCAAGGGUUACGCUGUUCCUCCUGGUGAGACAUAUACCGCCAUCGAGGCUCCCAAGGGCGAGAUGGGUGUUUACGUCGUCAGUGACGGCUCUGAGCGUCCGUACCGUGUCCGCAUCCGCACACCUGGUUUCACCAACUUGAACGCUUUGGACCACAUCACCCGUUAUCACUUCCUGCCCGAUCUAGUCGCUAUCAUCGGUACCAUGGAUCUGGUGUUCGGAGAGGUCGAUCGUUAA